Messenger RNA from Striga hermonthica, 582 nucleotides. The record is from the annotation of a GenBank genome assembly. Lineage: Eukaryota; Viridiplantae; Streptophyta; Magnoliopsida; Lamiales; Orobanchaceae.
AUGUCACAUAUAAAAUCAUCAGGCCCACCAUUUCUCAACUGUUCUCGCUUCAAAAACCCUAGCUGUGAAGUGAAGCUCAGACCUUUGGCACCAGAGAGGGAACGAUUUCCACCAGCAGCACUUGCCAUGGCGGACGUUGAGACUGAUGUUGCCGGACAGCCGGUAAAGAAGAGAACGUUUAAGAAGUUCAGCUACAGAGGUACUGAUCUUGAUGCGCUCCUCGACAUGUCUACAGAAGAACUCGUCAAGCUCUUUCCUGCUCGUCCCCGCAGAAGGUUCAAUAGAGGUCUGACGAGGAAACCUAUGGCUUUGAUCAAGAAGCUAAGGAAGGCAAAACGUGAGGCCCCAGCAGGUGAGAAGCCUGCCCUCAUCCGGACCCACCUGCGAAACAUGGUUAUUGUACCUGAGAUGAUUGGAAGUGUACUUGGUGUGUACAACGGCAAGACUUUUAACCCAGUUGAAAUCAAGCCCGAGAUGAUUGGCCAUUAUCUAGCUGAGUUCUCGAUAUCUUACAAGCCAGUCAGGCACGGUAGGCCCGGUAUUGGUGCUACCCACUCAUCCAGGUUCAUCCCUCUCAAGUGA